AAUACGUUGACGCGAGCAUGGCAGCAUGAUAACAAUAAAUGAAGAGCUAUGCAGAAAACAACCUUUACAGAUGGAUCAGAGGAAAGAUUCUCACCAGUCAAGACUAAUGGUUCUCCAGUAUCUUUCCAAAGAACUUCCAGCUUAACAGGAAGCCACAGGAAAGUAAAAGACACAGCAGCUGACCUUCAUAAUCUGUGCCAGAAGUGGUUGAAAUUCAACACCGAGGGAACAGCUUCCAUCAAUGAGAUUGCAAACGUCAAACUGCAGGCAAUAUUUAAAGAAGAAGAAUCCCAGAGAAGUGAGGAGGAAGGAACUUUGAUAAAAGCAGAAAUGCCAGAAGUUCUUGAAGACCAUUGUAACAAAGUGUUGCAUAUUGUUGACAAAAUGAGAAAACUUGUAGAUAAAAUGGAAGCCAUGGCAGAGAUUUUCAGAGGUGUUGCUGACUUGGUGCGUCACAAGGCACAGUGUUCGUCCACAGAUUGCAACCCCAUUCUUUUCCAAACAUGGAAAGUCAAAGAUUUUGAAGAAGCUACCUUGGAGAUGUUGGAAUCCUACAGGAGGGAAAUCAAACUGAAGGAGCUGUUGUCUAAAAAUAUCUGUCAUGUAAAAGAUAGGGACUGUAUGAUGUUUUAUACAGCAGCCUGGCUACACCAGCCUUAUAUAGACAGUUCUUGUAUACUACUUCUGGAGAGUAUGCUUACAGAGACCGGACACAGAUGACCUUCCUCGUGUAAAAUAUAGGGACUGUAUGAUGUUUUAUACAGCAGCCUGGCUACACCAGCCUUAUAUAGACAGUUCUUGUAUACUACUUCUGGAGAGUAUGCUUACAGAGACUGGUCACAGAUGACCUUCCUCAUGUAAAAGAUAGGGACUCGGUGAUGUUUUAUACAGCAGCCUGGCUACACCAGCCUUAUAUACACAGUUCUUGUAUACUCCUUCUGGAGA
Mizuhopecten yessoensis (Yesso scallop) is the source of this 945-nucleotide messenger RNA. Its product is annotated as cyclin-dependent kinase 2-interacting protein-like. The record is from RefSeq and is a predicted model, not a curated record. The transcript is spliced from 5 exons. NCBI's taxonomy places the organism in Eukaryota, Metazoa, Mollusca, Bivalvia, Pectinida, Pectinidae. Bases 49 to 720 code for a protein of 223 amino acids.